Messenger RNA from Topomyia yanbarensis, 2172 nucleotides. RefSeq lists its product as uncharacterized. Gene Ontology annotation, molecular function: aspartic-type endopeptidase activity; nucleic acid binding. Gene Ontology annotation, biological process: proteolysis. The transcript has 4 exons. Bases 1 to 2172 code for a protein of 723 amino acids. The record is from RefSeq and is a predicted model, not a curated record. Lineage: Eukaryota; Metazoa; Arthropoda; Insecta; Diptera; Culicidae.
AUGUUCGUGCCCCCGAUUUCCAAAGAGGCAAAUGAACCAACGAUUGCUUUCCAUGCCCGAUUGAUGGAAAAGGUCCGCCUCUGUGGUUAUAGCAGUGUUGAUCAGGACCAGUUUAUUCGGGCCCAGUUGUUGAAAGGAAUGCGAAACAAAGAGCUGGUGAAAGCGUCACGGACAUUUGGGUACGAAACUCUUUUCAUCGUCCAAUCAGCAACUCGUGAGGAAGCAUACGCAGCAGAAACAGCUCAGACGGAGCAUCCACACGCACUCGUGGUAGCUCGGAACCACCAACCCACUCCCGUCAAAACACAGCCAUGGAAGCGGAAACUCAAAGCAACUGGUGAUAGGUGGACGCAAUCAAAGCGCCGUAGGAAUGAUAGUACAAACCGAGGAUUGGGACGUAGAUCACGCUGCCCGAAAUGCAAUCGCCUGUUUCACAAAUUUGGAUCGUGUCCGGCAGUCAACAACAAUUGCAACACCUGUGGCGAGAGGGGACAUUUCGCUGUAGUAUACCGGAAAAAAACUACCAACCACCUUCAAAUCGAACAGCACCGUUCAUCAAGAUGGUUGGAUGCCGAAGAUGACAAAAAGGCAAUAAAUACAAUCUCGUUGGCAGAUACAUUGAUCGAUUGUCGCGUGGGAUCUUCGAAUCCAAUUCGUUUCCUGAUCGACUCAGGGGCGGAUGUUAACACGAUUGGUGGAGACGAUUGGGCGAAUUUGAAACACGAGUUCCAAUCAGGCAAUGCCAAACUGGAACCCAUCCAACUGUCAAACGGCAGUGAUUUGCGAUCUUAUGUGUCCAGCAAACAUAUUUCAGUUACCCACGCUUUCAAGGCGAAAAUUGAAGUAGUGGGUUGCUACAAACCAUCAAUCGAGGCUGUGUUUUAUGUCAUUGAUCAAGGUUCUCGUUCCCUACUGGGUCGUUCCACUGCAAGUGAUUUGAGGUUGCUGGAAGUCGGUAUAAACGUUAACAGCUGUGAAAAAAUGGAGCAACCCACAAAGUUCCCUAAGGUACCAGGUGUACUAGUGAAAUUCAGCAUCGAUACGUCAAUACCACCGACAAAAAACGCGUACUACAACGUCCCUGCAGCUUACAGGGAAAGCGCGAGGGCGAGGCUUUCAGAGAUGGAAGUCCGAGGAAUCAUUGAGCGUGUUACAUCGGCCCCUAACUGGAUUAGCGGAAUGUCGGCAGUAGCUAAAGACAAACAUGAUUUCCGGCUAGUCGUGAACAUGCGAGCCCCUAACCGCGCAAUUAAAAGAGAGUAUUAUCGCUUGCCGUCACUGGACGAAAUGAGAGUUAAGCUUCACGGGGCAAAAUAUUUUUCGAAGCUUGAUUUGUCAAACGCAUUUUACCAUUUAGAACUCCAUGAGCAGUCCAGAGAUCUUACGACAUUUUUGUCUGAAAAUGGUAUGUUCCGGUUUACCCGUUUAAUGUUCGGGGUAAAUUGCGCCCCGGAAAUCUUCCAACGGGAGAUGUCAAGAAUUCUCAGAGAAGUGGAUAACAUUAUAGUGUACAUCGACGACAUCCUUAUGUUUGCGGACAGUUUAGAUCAACUCCGCAAAACGGUGUCUCGCGUGUUGAGAAUUCUAAGAGCGAACAACCUGACCGUGAAUCCCGAUAAAUGCCAAUUUGAUAAGAGUCGGAUUAAGUGGCUAGGUCACGAGCUCGACGAAAAUGGAUUCAACAUCGAUGAGGAAAAAAUUAAAGAUAUUCGGAGAUUUAGACAGCCGAACACCGUGUCCGAGCUACGAAGUUUUUUGGGGCUAGCUUCUUUCAACGGUUUAGCAGAGAGCUGCAUGAAGUUGGUGAACAAGGCAAUGAGUGCUGCAUCUGCAAGUGGAACAAGCUACGGAGAAGAGUUAAAUGCAGCGGUUCAAGCGUAUAACGCCGCUAACCACUCCGUCACAGGGAUACCGCCAGAGGAAGUAAUGACGGGUCGAAAAAUUAAACGUGGGCUUCCUCUAAUAUGCCGUGGAAAGGCGUCAUUCGACGAUAACCUGCUUAACGCAAGAGACCUUAAAUCGAAAAGUGAAGCUAAGAAACGUGAAGAUGUUAAACGGGGCGCUCGUCAAUGUCGCAUUAUACCAGGAGACACGGUUAUUGUAGAACGCCUGCCUCGGGCGAAAGCAGAAUCACGAUUCGAUCCACGCAAGUAUACGGUAACGGAAGAAUGA